Molecule: messenger RNA, 1758 nt
Organism: Colletotrichum higginsianum IMI 349063
Lineage: Eukaryota; Fungi; Ascomycota; Sordariomycetes; Glomerellales; Glomerellaceae
Product: Ferric reductase like transmembrane component
Exons: 2
Coding region: 1-1758 (585 amino acids)
Biological process (GO): iron ion transport; copper ion import; intracellular iron ion homeostasis
Cellular component (GO): plasma membrane
Molecular function (GO): ferric-chelate reductase activity
Source: RefSeq, a predicted model, not a curated record
AUGGGUUGGCCAUAUCGCUUCCUCGAUCUCUCGCAAGACGAAGUCCAUCUUCGCAGACAGACGUUGGACCGAUACGGUGGUUACGCGCUGUAUUCGGCUUUCACGCCUAUCCUCUUGGCAUUGGUCUUCCGGCUUUGGUCCUAUCUCAGUCGACGCUGGCAGGCGAGUGCUGCCUAUGAUGCCGUUCCGAACUCGCCCGUCUUGAAAAAGAGGAGGCAGAGCUGGAGCGGCAGCUGGGAUGCCAGGAUCAGGAAGGCAAAGUGGUGGCUGGCUGAUGAUGUCUACUUCAUGGGCCAGCAUUGGGGUCAGAAGGACCAAUGGGUCUUUGGUCUGGCCUGGGCAUCAUGGCUGCUUGUUCUGAGUGUGCUGGAGACGGGCAAUGACUAUCUGCAUCUUACCAAGCGCUUCGGCAUCAUUGCCGCCUCCCAGAUCCCAUUUCAGUAUCUUCUGGCGUUGAAGAGCUUCAGUCCCGUCGCCAAGGUCUUCCGCACAUCCCACGAGGAGCUGAACAAAUGGCACCGCGUCCUCUCCCGCGUGACGCUCUCUCUUCUCGUGCUCCACGCCGUUUUCUACAUGAACUUUUUCGUUGAGAAGGGCAUCGUCCAGAAGCGCCUUUUCGCACCCGUCGUCUUCGCCGGCGUAGUCGCUUUCGCGACCAUGAACAUGAUGACCUCGACGGCCGCCGCCGCCGUCCGCAGGUUCUCCUAUCGAAUCUUCUUCGUCACUCAUCUCAUUGGCGCCUUCGCAAUCCCACCGCUGGUGUUCUUCCACGCCAAAUCGGCCCGGAUCUUCAUGGCAAAGGCCAUCAUCGCCUUCCUCAUCGACCUCACCGUCCGCCGUUUGCGCACGGUGACGGCGUCCUCCAAGCUCGAAACCAUCCCCGGGACGAACCUGGUCAAGGUCUCGGCUUCGAUCCCUCAGCAAAAGAUCAAUGCGUUCCAGAACCGCCCGGGUUCCCACAUCUAUCUCAGCGUCCCUCCCGCAGCACGAUCCAGUUCCGGCCAGUCAUCCUCCAAGGCGAUGCUGUUCGAGUUCCUCUUCAACCCGUUCACCGUCGCCUCCGUCGACGAAGAGAAUGGCAGUCUCACCCUGGUAGCUCGACAACUGGACGGGCCUUUGACCAAACAUCUGGGCCUCUUCGCAAACGCGGGCGCUGGCGUCGACGGCGGCAAGGUCCCGCUGUGCAUCGAAGGCCCUUAUGGUGCCGCGUCCCUCCACUUCGACACGCUCAUCGGCUCUGCCGUCGACCGCGUGCUGCUCGUGGCCGGCGGUGUGGGCGCGACCUUCACCGUCCCAAUCUACCAGGCCAUCCUCCAGGAUAAUCCCAACGCCAAGGUCGAAUUCGUCUGGGCCGUCCGCGGCGCAAGCGACGCGACCUGGGCCGUGGAGGCCAACGAAGCCCCCCAGAGCAUCCUCGACGACCCCAACGUACACAUCUACCUCACCGGCGACGCCCUCCACUCGGACUCGACAGGGCCCAUGGCUGGCCUCCCCGCCGAGACGAACCCGGACGGCGAGAUGGAGAUGACCGCCAUGCCCCACGACCGCAAGCAGAACCGCUUCGCGAGCGCUCGUUACCGCCGGCGCCCGGACCUGCGCAAGAUUGUCGACGACUUCUUCAGGCAGGGUGCCGAAGAGAGGGUUGCCGUGCUCGUGUGCGGGCCCGCCGCCAUGGGCCGGGAGGUGCGGGAGUACGUUGGCACGUGGGUCAUGACGGGCCGCGAUGUGGUGUGGCACAACGAGGGUUUUGGGUGGUAG